AUGUCGACCUCUUACUGCCUUUCAGACUUGAGUAACCCAAGAUAUGGCUACGACUUUGUUGUUGCGACCACUCAGAUCAGCAUCAAUGCCAUCCUGCUGCAGUUCCUCCAAGGAAUCACAGAACCAACAGUAACAGCUUGCUAUGUAUUCGACAACACAACCAAAUCCACAGUUCCAAUCGAUUACAACACACUGAUCCAGGAGGCAAACGGGACAGAUCCGUUCAGUGUGCCGGACGGCUCUGAUCCCCAAACCGACCAGGAUCUAAUCAAUCUGAAAAAUGUUCUGUUUGUGGGCGCCUUUCGGGCGACGAUGGGCUUGCCAUCCGACAUUAGUCCAGCUAACCUGCCAGACUUGGUGACUCUUGGUGCUGACACCUCGCAAGUCACAUUCAACCUUCUCUGUACGGACUUCACGGUGGUUGGGUUUGGUGGUUCAUACUAUUCCCCCGUGUGGCUGAAUCAGUCUCAGCCUUCCCAAGGGCCGCUGUGGACUUUUGCUUCCAAAGUCGAUAUGAUCCUUUCGACUGUCGACCAGAGCAAAUACUCCAAUUUGCCUCCAGACGUCCAAAAGGAGCUGAAGAAUCUAUCUGGAACCGCAUUCAGUGUGCAGCAAUUACUUUUUGAUUUGGACAAUGCGGGACUGUGGUCCACUCCGACCAUUCCGAAUGUAACCCCCGGCUCGGCUCUGGACGUUUUACUGCAAGAGACUUUCAUCGGCCUAUACUUCACCCAGAUGCAGAGCUCCGGACAGCCUCUGCUGGGCGUCGGGGUGGUCCAGCAGACGCCGCCCACCGCGAGCCUCGACCUGACAAACUUCAACUUCGAGGUCUCUCCAUACGUCGACCAGAACGGGCAGCCCUACUCCAAUCCAACCCAGGAACAGCAACAAAUGGCCACCCUGAACUACCUCUGUGCCAUCAACAACAACAACUUACCCCCUUCGGUGCAAUUCUCCUGGAACUGGGUCGAUAUCAGCGACCAAAGCAACUUCGACGGCGUCGUUUCGAUCAACCGCAACGCAUUCGCCUCGUAUUUGACCGCUCCCAUGGUCGCCUACGCAAAGCAGUACUGCUUCCAACCCACUUGCAACGUCGACCAAGAGUUCGAUGGCUUCGGAACAGUGCUCACUUUCUCGUGCUCGUUGCAAAAUAAUAACACUCCCACAGUGACGCCCGUCUGGUCAGGCGACAAUGUCAUGACCAUCUCCUAUACCGGCACCGAUUCCGCUUGGAAUCAGUACUCAGAUGAUGUUGGCACGCUGGAAAUCACAGCGACAUAUACGAUGAACAUGUCCUUCUCGGGCGCUCAGGUGAUCAUCACGCAGGAGCAGGUCAUCUACGUCAAGAUUUCAAAUACUCCAAAAACCUAUGAUGGGAACAUGGUUGACACAACCCUCACGGAUACUUACGACCUCUAUAUUGAUGACGACGGAAAUCUGGGUGCUUCCUGCACUUCAACGACCACAACAAACCCGACUUUCCCUUCAAUCAGCAGCAUCAUGAACUUUUUUACCGGUCUGGGGAGCAUUUCUCAAACAAUCCUCGGUGACAUUCAAAGCUUUCAAGGAGGACAGUUGAACGAUAUCCCCCUGGCUCCGUUCCAGAACUUUGUUUUCCCGGGUGGCAAUACCUUCGCGUUUAAGAAUGUGCAGUUCUCCAAUAAUCAGGAUCUUGUGACACCCAUCACGUAUCAGGAUCCCAAUGGCCAAGUGGCGGUCGCCCCAAAGUCGUCAGUGUCAAAGAAUCCGCAGAGAAAACUAAACAUCAAAAAUAUUUAUAGUGACAAAUAA
Messenger RNA from Aspergillus udagawae, 1791 nucleotides. RefSeq lists its product as uncharacterized. Bases 1 to 1791 code for a protein of 596 amino acids. The record is from RefSeq and is a predicted model, not a curated record. The transcript has a single exon. NCBI's taxonomy places the organism in Eukaryota, Fungi, Ascomycota, Eurotiomycetes, Eurotiales, Aspergillaceae.